Messenger RNA from Larimichthys crocea (large yellow croaker), 1480 nucleotides. It is a transcript of the gene cldn5b, whose product is annotated as claudin 5b. Gene Ontology annotation, cellular component: bicellular tight junction; membrane. NCBI's taxonomy places the organism in Eukaryota, Metazoa, Chordata, Actinopteri, Sciaenidae. Gene Ontology annotation, molecular function: structural molecule activity. The record is from RefSeq and is a predicted model, not a curated record. The transcript is spliced from 2 exons. The coding region runs from base 667 to 1314 and encodes 215 amino acids.
AGGUCGCUCUGGUCCUGAAGGCCCCCUGAGAUCAUGUUGGGAGGGAAGGUCGCUCAUUGUGUGAACCCCGCUGCUAGGACAGGAAACAGGGUCAGUUAUGGCAGCGAGCUCCCGCCUCCAGCUCCGCGUUCUCAUCAUUGUUCGCCUGCUCCACCUGACUCCUCCUCCACCUUCAGCGGAUAGACCAUAACAACUGGAACCGGUGACGGGCUCGGGUCCAAGCCUGCAGGCGUGCACGAGGCGUGCACGAGGAUGUGGCUCUGGAGCAACAGGAAGUGCCCACAUCCUCUGGACCUCUGCGGGUCUCUGCUGAGCGCACGUGAGUCCUUUAGUCCUUUAGCACCGGAUCAAUCAUCCUGAUCAGCGGCUGCGCGCACAUCUGGACAGCUCUAGUGCGCACACGUGAACGCGCAAAGAGAUGCUGCUGCAGCUGGAGACCUCCCUCCCCCCCCCCUCCCUCCUCCCUCCUCUCCUUCACUCUCUGAUUGGCUGAGACACUGACGCCUUCGCGUCUUUGAUUGGCUCAAAGUUUCUUGGGUUUUGUUUUGACGCAGCGUGGCUCCAUAAAGCGGAGGACGCGCGCCGAGCUCCAUCACACUCCACCCUGUCUCCAUCCUCAGCUCCCGGACUGUCCCCCGCAGCUCACCCCGCAGCUCACCCCGCACCAUGCUCUCUGCGUGUCUGGAGUUCCUGGGCUUGGCGCUGUGCGUCACGGGCUCGCUCCUGGUGAUGGUCGCCUGCGGGCUGCCCAUGUGGAAGGUGACCGCCUUCAUCGACGCCAACAUCGUGGUGGCUCAGACCGUGUGGGACGGGCUGUGGAUGACCUGCGUGGUGCAGAGCACCGGCCACAUGCAGUGCAAGCUCCACGACUCGGUUCUGGCGCUGACCCAGGACCUGCAGACCGCGCGCGCCCUCACCAUCAUCUCCGCCGUGCUCGGCGUCGUGGCGCUCACGGUGACGGUCGCCGGCGCGCAGUGGACCAACUGCCUGAAGGACGAGACGGUGAAGGCGAGGGUGGUGAACGCCGGAGGGGUGAUCUACAUCAUCAGCGGGCUCUUCGUGCUGGUUCCGCUCUGCUGGUUGGCCAACAACAUCAUCGUGGACUUCCACAACCCGCAGGUGGCUCCGAGCAACAAGCGGGAGAUCGGAGCGGCCAUCUACAUCGGCUGGGCCGCCGCGGCGCUGCUGCUGCUGGGGGGAACCCUGCUGUGCUGCUCCUUCACCCAGGGGGUCAGAGGAGGAUACCCCAUCAAGUACGCCCCCACCAAGACCAUCACAGCCAGCGGGGACUUUGACAAGAAGCACUACGUGUAGACUGCUCCACAAAUAUGAACUUUAUGAAAUCUGAACAUUUCAGUGCGGCUGUCUGUCUGUGCUGAAGCUUCAUUGUAAAUAGAGUUUUUGUCCUGAUCUGGAAACAUGUACAGUGUUUGUGUUUUUAUUCUUUGUUCACUUUUCUAAUAAAGACAAAAAGAAUUCA